Messenger RNA from Nematostella vectensis (starlet sea anemone), 2304 nucleotides. RefSeq names its product dynein axonemal assembly factor 11. Gene Ontology annotation, cellular component: cytoplasm. Bases 106 to 1476 code for a protein of 456 amino acids. NCBI's taxonomy places the organism in Eukaryota, Metazoa, Cnidaria, Anthozoa, Actiniaria, Edwardsiidae. The record is from RefSeq and is a predicted model, not a curated record. Gene Ontology annotation, biological process: outer dynein arm assembly. The transcript is spliced from 16 exons. Gene Ontology annotation, molecular function: protein binding.
ACUCUGAACUUGUCACUAUGACAACUGUCAGCAUAAAGCCUGGCUGCCUGGCAAACAAAAUGGCGGACUGAUUCUCGGGAACCGCUCGAGAAACAGGUCUUCAAAAUGGUUCGAAUCACAGAAACGUUAUUGAGAAAACGAGCUGAACACAACAAUUGUGAGAUUUUUACAUUGGAAGAAAUUUCACUCCAUCAACAAGAGAUUGAAAGACUAGAGCUUCUUGAUAAACUAUGCAGAGAUCUCAAAAUAUUAUACCUUCAAAGUAAUUUGAUUCCAAAAAUAGAAAAUGUUUCAAGACUCAAAAAGCUAGAAUAUAUCAACUUGGCCCUGAAUAAUAUCACCAGAAUAGAAAAUCUAGAAGGAUGUGAGUCACUAAAGAAGUUGGACUUAACAGUUAACUUUGUUGAUGAAUUGACAAGCAUCAAGUCACUCAAAUGCAACAUUCACUUGCAAGAAAUGUUCCUUACUGGAAAUCCAUGUACAGAUUAUGAUGGUUACAGAGAAUAUGUAAUUGCCACCUUGACACAGCUGAAGUGGUUGGAUGGGAAGGAAGUUGAGAAAUCAGAAAGAAUUCUUGCUCUUCAGGAGUAUGGAACCGUUUCAAAGAAGAUUGAAGAACAACAAGAAGCAUACAAACUAAAACAGCAAAAGGAAAAAGAAGAUUCCAAACAUGAUGAAAAACGCAAGGAAGAUCGUCCCAAGAACUGGUACACAGAUAUAGGAAAUUCUGAUGACAGACCAGAAAGAAUCAAGCAGGAAGAGGAAGAAGAGAGACGAUACUGGCAGGAGAAAGUCGAGUACACGCCGGAGUCGCGAAUGGAGUUGCACAAACACAUGGAAGAGAAACGCAAGCGUCAGGAUGAAAGGGACAGACAGCGACUUGAGGGGGAUCAACCAAAACGGGUCACGAAAUUCUUUACUGAGGAUGGCAGACCCUUAAAUCUGAAUCAGGGCAAGCUGGAUUUCUACCUGACUGACGACGAAGAGAAUAACACAUUUAUCCUCGAUUUGGCAUGCUACAAACACGUCGACACUUCCCUGAUUGACGUGGACGUACAACCUCAUUACGUAAGGGCAGUCAUCAAGGGAAAGGCAUUCCAACUUGUGCUGUCCGAGGAGGUAAAGCCAGACUCCAGCUCUGCCAAGCGGUCACAGACAACAGGUCACCUCCUCAUCACAAUGCCAAAGAUGAAAGAAACAAUCCAGCCUGUGAAACGUGUACAGAAAAUAUCGCAGCCUAAAUUGGAGCAGAAAGACACUAAGACAACAAACUCUACAGUUCAACAAGGGACAAAACAUGAACGACUUGAGGUUGGAAAAGCAGUGAACAAAGAGAUGGAUUUUAGUCAGAUUGUAGAAAAUGACAGUAAGAAAAAUACAUCUGCAAGCAGUAAGGCCAAGCCAGAGCCAAAAGUUGAGCUUGAGGAAGACAAUGAGGACUUUGUUGAUGACCCCGAAGUACCCCCUCUUAUAUAGGGCUAAGUGGUACAGCAGCAGGAAAAUGUUUAAGAUCAAGUACUGAAGGAUAUGAUGGAGAACAAGCUUCCACUUAUACAGAUCUAAGUGUUGCAGGGAGGAGAUAUGUAUGUCAAUAAUCCUGGACAAGGCUUGACUGCAUAGUUAUGAAGGACAUCUUAACCCAACACUGAAUCUAUGUUAUAAUGGUGUCCUGCUCUUUUUGAUAUGUUGCCUGUACACACCUAUUCCAAGGUUGUCAGUGCAAAUGGCAGUUCUACAACCAAACGUUACCAUGCGUCUCGAAGAAUAUGGAUAAAUCAAAACAAUUAUCCAUUAACGGUUACUAAUGCUUGGCUCUGACAUUGCUGGACUUUAUUUAACACCAUUAAUUUUACGAAUCAUUAGUACCUAUAAGCCAUUUGACAUUUGCCAUUCACCAUUUGCCUUGACAACCUUUUGUGAAAUAGGUGUAUACAGUGAUACACUACGUCUAAGAUGUUCAUUAGGAAUAGGCAGUGGGAAAGAGAAAACAAAGUAGAAACAAGUCUGUACAUAAAACUGCAAGUUUUAAUGAGAAAGCUUAAAUUUUUAAUAGCAUAAAUGCACCAGAUUACUUCGAGUCAAUAAUUACAAAACAAUCUCUAAUGAUUUUAAACGGAAGUUUUAAUAACAAACUAUUUAUGCUAUCCUUACAAAUAAACAAUUAUUUACUAUGAGGUCUCCAGUGAAAUAAAUCUUUAUCUUAAUAUUUUCCACUGGACAGGCAAACUAAGGAUUUAUAAAUCCAUUCCAUUCGCAUACCAACUUAUAAUAGAACAAUUAAAAAUUUCAAAUGGUUCUCUAAUA